GGGCCCGGCCGGGAAAUUCCCCCUGAAAAGGGCGGCGAGCGGGGCGCGGCUCGGCUCGGCUCGGCACAGCACGCAGCCGGGCGCCUGGCCGGCCCGACAGACAGACCGACGGCAGACGGGCAGACAGCUAGAAGGGGGCCGUAGCGGAGCCGUCAGCAUGGCCGGUGGCCCUGAGCCCUACAUUGAAAUAUUUGAACAACCCAGGCAAAGGGGCAUGCGUUUCAGAUACAAAUGUGAGGGAAGAUCAGCAGGCAGCAUUCCAGGAGAACACAGUACUGAAAACAACAAGACAUUCCCCUCCAUACAGAUUCUGAAUUAUUUUGGAAAAGUCAAAAUAAGGACUACAUUGGUAACAAAGAAUGAACCCUACAAGCCACACCCUCAUGACCUGGUUGGAAAAGACUGCAGAGAUGGCUACUACGAAGCAGAGUUUGGGCCAGAACGGCGAGUCCUGUCUUUUCAGAAUUUGGGCAUUCAGUGUGUGAAGAAGAGAGACCUGAAAGAAUCAAUUUCCUUACGAAUCUCGAAGAAGAUCAACCCUUUUAAUGUGCCUGAAGAGCAGCUACACAACAUCGAUGAGUACGAUCUCAACGUCGUCCGGCUCUGCUUCCAAGCUUUCCUCCCCGAUGAACAUGGCAACUACACAUUAGCUCUUCCUCCUUUGAUUUCCAACCCCAUCUAUGACAACAGAGCUCCCAAUACAGCAGAAUUGAGAAUUUGCCGUGUGAAUAAGAACUGUGGAAGCGUAAAAGGAGGAGAUGAAAUAUUUCUACUCUGUGACAAAGUUCAAAAAGAUGAUAUAGAAGUCAGAUUUGUCUUGGACAACUGGGAGGCCAAAGGCUCCUUCUCACAAGCUGAUGUUCACCGCCAAGUUGCAAUUGUGUUCAGAACGCCACCGUUUCUCAAAGACAUCACCGAGCCUGUCACGGUGAAGAUGCAGUUAAGAAGGCCUUCCGACCAGGAAGUCAGUGAACCAAUGGACUUCAGAUACCUACCAGAUGAAAAGGAUCCAUAUGGUAACAAAGCAAAAAGGCAAAGAUCAACGCUGGCUUGGCAAAAACUCAUACAAGACUGCGGAUCAAAUGCGACAGAGAGGCCCAAGGUGGCUUUGUUUUCUGCUGCCAACCCUGAAGGGAAGAUGAUCAAGAAAGAACCAAACAUGUUUUCAUCCACGCUGAUGAUGCCAGGGCUAGGAACUCUGCCCAGCUCCAGUCAGAUGUACCCCGGGUGCAAUCAGGUUCCCCAUCAGCCCGCACAGGUGGGUCCAGGGAAGCAAGACACGCUCUCUUCCUGCUGGCAGCAGCUGUACAGCACCUCCUCCUCGGCUGGCAGCCUGCUCAACGCGCACCCACAGAACAGCUUUGCAGACGUGCCUCAGCCCGGUGCGCAUGGCAGCAGCACUCUCCCAGCUUUCCACGAUAACGCUCUGAACUGGCCUGAUGAGAAGGAUUCCAGCUUUUACAGGAAUUUCAGCAGCACAAACGGGAUGGGAGCGGUGGCAGUGUCAACUGCAGACGUGCAGAGUGUUUCUACUAACAGCAUCGUGCACCAGACUCAUCAGGCCAGCACCACAGCAAGCAUCAUGAACAUGGAGACCGAUGACAUGAACUGCACUAGCAUAAACUUUGAGAAGUAUAAUCAGGUGUUAAAUGUAAGCAAUCAUAGGCAGCAGCUCCACCAGGUGCCUCCAGGUUGUCCACCUGUGGUAGCCCCUGGCAGCACACCUUUUAAUUCACAGUCUAACUUAGCUGAUCCAGCAGUUUACAGUUUUUUAGACCAAGAAGUUUUAAGCGAAUCAAGACUAUCCACCAACCCUAUCCAAAAUCAUCAGAACAGCAUUGCAGAUAGCCAGUUCUAUGACACCGACGGUGUCCACGCUGAUGAGCUCUAUCAGUCUUUCCCCUUUGAUACCAUAUUACAAAGCUAUAACCAUUGAGCCCGCGCUGUCAGGCUGAAGUGGGGUACGAAGAGCGACGAGUAACUUACCAUUCUUCUGGAUUCCCUGCUUUCUCUUUCAGAAUGUCACUAUGUAAGUUUCACGAUGUCACUUAAAGUUAUAUAUUACAGCCCAACGACUGGUGCCCAUAAAGAAGAAAGGUGGGAGUAGGGUUUGGGGUUCUGUACUUUAGAAGUGCCUCUUAGACAUUUUUAUGCUGUUGGAAAAGGGAAUUGUUAAUACUUAAAGCAUCCUUACCUUUGGGGACAGUAAAAGCUGGUAUCUUCAGAAGGGUCAAAUUUCAUAUAAUUCACAGGGUUAAAAUUGCCUGCAAAAACUUUUUGCUAUGGAAAGUACUUUACGUUUUGAUAGAACAGAAACUAGGAAGAAACUGCACACGGGCACUCUAGUUCAGAUUCACCUGAUGUUAAAAGUUUUACUCAAUUUCUUGAAAGAUUCAGGUUUCUUACCCUCCUUCAUAUAAAAUAUUUUUCUCCUAAAACAAGAUCAUGCAUUGAUUUUUCACAUUUUCACCAUAUUCCAUUUGCUUUCAAGGCAAAUUUACUCUAAAAAAAAUUUAAUGACUAUGUCAUUGUUAGAUAUAUUUUAAAAGACCGGAAGGUUUGAGUUUUUAAAUAGUCCAGAUCUGUUGUAAAUGAAUCACUGCACAGGAUAAUGAACAGAAAGUAAGGACUUCUCUGCACUUCAUCCCAAGUGCACUAUUUUAAAUGACAAAACCCUGUUGCUUUAGGAAUGGAGCAUGCCGUUAUUUCUCCGGGAUUUGUUUUUGUGUGUAUGUAGCUGUGAUGCGUAUUUUAUUUUGAUCUGCAGAAAUAUCAUUGAGCCGAAGCCUCUACCUAUUCUUUCCUCAGGUAUCCUGGCAGUUUCCUGCUAUGCAAGUGACUGCUUAAAAAAUGGCUCAGAUCCGGCCUCCCCACCACCCCCUCACAAGAAGGCCUGGGGCAAACCCAGAGGCAGUCUCAGUGCAGCCUAACUUAGAUGCACUGUAUUAACAAUUUAAGGCCAUUUCAGUCCGUACUAAUUAAAAACACUCCUUUACGCUCUGUAUCAGAAACCAGGACUUCCUCUCUUCACUUGCUUCCCAAUCUUCAUUCUUAGCCUGAGGUGCGAGGUGUCCAAGGACAGCUCGCACAAAUUAACUGGCUAGGUGAGACACUCGUCUGCAUAUAGGGCUUUGCUAUUUUAUUAUUAUUAUAAAAAGCAAGACAGCAAGAAAUAUAUCAGUGCAUUUCUUAAGUUACAGAGCUGUUUCAUAUGGCAGAUAAGGCUUAAGAAUCUAAUUUUUACUGUUUGGCAACAUAAAACUGCACCAUGAAAAGAAGCAAUAAAUAGCACACUUGAAUCUAAAAGAAACAGAAAACACAACCCUGAAUCAAAAAAGCUACUUGAGAUGUACAGUUGUAUGCAAGGCAGAAAGGAACUCCAAAAAAAAGAAAAAAACAGAGGUUUAUGGGACAGCAAUGGCUGUUUCAGUGCAGUAAUUCACUGCAUUCAAAGCAGUAACGUGCUGCAGCUGUAACGCAUGACACCAAUAACACAGGUUUGACGGAAAAGGUUCUUUCGAGGUGUAUAAAUGAAGUUUGGAACGCUGCUUCCUGUAACUCUGGUACACAACAGAAUGAAUUGACUCUCCACACUUACUUAAAGCAAGUUUUUCUCACUUCUGCAAAACACUUACCUUUUCAGGAGCUCCGCCGCAGUCUUGUGACAGAAAGACCAAAGAAAUACAAAGAAAGCUUGAAA
Molecule: messenger RNA, 3700 nt
Organism: Oxyura jamaicensis (ruddy duck)
Lineage: Eukaryota; Metazoa; Chordata; Aves; Anseriformes; Anatidae
Gene: REL
Product: REL proto-oncogene, NF-kB subunit
Exons: 10
Coding region: 158-1936 (592 amino acids)
Biological process (GO): non-canonical NF-kappaB signal transduction; inflammatory response; innate immune response
Cellular component (GO): cytoplasm
Molecular function (GO): RNA polymerase II cis-regulatory region sequence-specific DNA binding; DNA-binding transcription factor activity, RNA polymerase II-specific
Source: RefSeq, a predicted model, not a curated record